Molecule: messenger RNA, 3514 nt
Organism: Anneissia japonica
Lineage: Eukaryota; Metazoa; Echinodermata; Crinoidea; Comatulida; Comatulidae
Product: WD repeat-containing protein 75-like
Exons: 17
Coding region: 134-2668 (844 amino acids)
Biological process (GO): positive regulation of rRNA processing; positive regulation of transcription by RNA polymerase I
Cellular component (GO): nucleolus
Molecular function (GO): protein binding; RNA binding
Source: RefSeq, a predicted model, not a curated record
AUCUUUGAAAGAAACCUGAUGAAGCGUCACUCUUGCACUGAUGAAACGCGAAUUGUUGCUACCGAAAUACACAAUGUUCGCGUUUCUUGUACACUGUUAACGCUGAACGCGUUUUGUUGUCGCUCAACGUCUAAUGGCCGACACAUGUGCUACAUCGAUGGAGCCUUGCCUGGUUCAACGUGGAGGCAGGAAAUUCGUACAAGAGAGAACAAUAUUUUCCAAAGAUUCAAAGUACUUGUUAUGCUGUUCUGGCAAUGCUGUGAGUGUGUAUAGCACCGCAAGUGGGGAAUGUGUUCAGACGUUAACAUCACACCAAGAUGCUGUCACAGGGAUACAGUUGAACCAUUCAAAUCAUUUACAGGUGUUCAGCUGUUCUGUUGAUGGUACUGUGAAACAAUGGGAUUUUCCAGAUGGAAUUCUCCUUAAGACAUACAAGCUCCCAUCUCCUGUACUUGGUUUGCUGACAUCCCCAGCUCACCUCGAUGUCAUAUUUGUUGUUGCCAAGCCAAAGUCAAGACAGAAGCAAACAUUAGAAUUAAGCAAGUUCAAACUUUCAAAGGCAACGGCAAAAACUGUAAAGGCGGAUCCUUCGAUACUCAUGAGUAACAUUUUGUCAAACUCACGGACGUUUGCGUUUGGAGCCCAUGGUAAAUUCAUCGCAUCCGUUCAGGAACACAUCCUAAGAAUCUAUUUUAUCAAAUCAAAGAAAUUCAUCAGGUUAAAAGAGCAACACCGUAAGUUCACAUGCGUUGCAUGUCAUCCGACUGAGCUCUGCAUUGCUGCCGGUGACAACAAAGGAAGAAUCCAUUACUAUAGAAACUUCACAGACGAGAACAGCGUGAUAAAGUCCAUGAACCAUUGGCAUUCCCUACGAGUUGAAGAUUUGUGUUUCACUUCAGAAGGUUCUUAUUUAUUCAGCGUUGGACAUGAGUGUACUUUGGUACAGUGGCAAUAUAAUACAAAUCACAAGGAUUUCCUGCCCAGGUUAUUGGCUCCUAUUAGUCAUGUGACUUCAUCGCCUGACAACCAAAUUCAAGCUUUAAGCUUAUUCAAUAAUGUUAUCCUGUUGGUAUCAAACAACCGUGUUGUUAAGACCAUUCAAGGCCUAAAUUAUGGCCAUCUUCAACAGCAGCAGCAUCCACCAUGCCAUGCAGGCAUGACCUUUGACCCUCGGACCAAAGCCUUGGUUCUCAAUGGAAAGGUCGGACACAUACAGUUUUACCAAGUUGAAGAAGACAGAGCUCUUUUUAAUCUUGACAUAGUUGGGCAGAAUUACAUAUCCCCCGAUAGCCUGGACAAACCACUCAUUCACACAGACGUUGACCUCAUGGCAUUCAGCCAAGACGGCCAGUGGCUUGCAACAAUUGAGUCCAGGGAUGAUGGACAAACAUCAUCUGAACUCCGUUUGAAGUUUUGGUGCUUUGAUGAACAGAAGGACAGUUUCACAUUAAAUACCAAUGUUGAGAACCCACACUUAGGAAAGAUCACUUCCCUGUGUUUCAAGCCAUCACCUAGCAACCAGGAGACCACACCCACUGCUGUCACCGCAAGUGAUGAAGGACAGUUCAAAGUUUGGACUCUUGUGGAUGAUUCCGAUAUAUACAGAAAUAAUCAGUGUUGGAACUGCCAUUCUGUUGGAUUUUACCGGAACCUUCCAUGCGGUUAUGUUUGUUUUGCAAGUGAUGGCUCCUUAUUGGCUGUUGCCUUUUCUCAAGUGAUCACAAUAUGGGAUCCAACAACCAAUGUACUAAAAACUACAUUAUCACAUGGUUCAAAAUACCCAAUCAGGAAAUUACAAUUCGGACAUGGUGACAGCUCACAUCUUCUAGUCUCCACCACAGCCACUACCCUGUGCGUAUGGAACCUAUUAACAUGUUCUAUGAGUUGGAACGUCUGCAUGGAGGUGACUCUGUUAUUGUGUGAUCCGUUAUCCCAAUACUGGAUUGCAAUAGAUUCAGCAAAAACAUUGUAUGUCUUUGAGGCCAACAGCCCCAAACCAGCGAUGACCCAUCCAAAGUUCAUUAAGAGUCAAGUCAUCAAUGGGAUUUUUAUACCUCGUCUUCAUGCACUCCCAAAGGAGGAGAAUGAGGAUGUGUUGCCAUGGCAACAUAAUUCUCAGCUUUAUUUAAUGACAAAAAAGCAGGAGUUGCAUUUAGUGGUAAGCCGGCAGGAAGCUGAGAGGGAAGAGAAAAGGAACGCAGACCGAGUGAGAGGGAUCCAAGAAAACUUGCCUGCAACACCAUUCUCCAUGUUCAUUGAGCAAAGUAAAGGAAAUACAUUGAAUCUGCAAGAAAUGCAAGAAUCCAGCAAGCUUCAUGGCAACCCAAGUUCAGAAGCAAUUAAAAAUUUACUAAGUGCACCAGCCCAUGUAUUACCACCAGUGAAGACAUUAUGUGCCUCUUUUAUCAAGGCUCACCUACCCAGAAUACAGGAUAUCAGAGAUCAAAUAGAUAUGGACCAAAGUGAAGGUGAAGAAGAAAAUGAGGAUGAAAAAGAAGAUGAUUCUGACAUAGAGGAAGAGGGAAUGAAAGUUAAAACAAAUUAUGAAGAUAUGGAAAUGAUAAACGAAAUGUCACAGCUUGAUGUUAAAGAAUGGAAAAAACUAUCAAAGCUCACAUUAGCCGAUACACAAUGGCUCGGAAAUGUGUUAGGGAAGGAUCUCAAGUGAUGAUGAUAAUCAAUAACCAAAUUAAUGAAUAUCCAAUCAAUUAACCAUGUUCUCCAAUCAAUUAACAAAUAUUGAUCAAUGGACAUUUAUAUAAAUGGCAAAAAUAUGGAGGCUUGCUAUGUCAAAGCCAACAUCAGCAACAAAAACAUGAAAAUUGCCUUUUUUUUUUUUCACAUUCUUCAUAUUAUAAGCUUUAAAAUGAUGGGUCAUUUACUGGAAUCGACUGCUGUUGCCAAAGUUAUGAGUAAAAGUAUUUACAGCUUCUCUGUACUAAAUUAUACAAUACAUUUUUAUGCAAAUUACUCAGUUUAAAAUUUAGAGACCGUAUGCUGGUUUUGACAUGGCAAGCUUCAUAUAUUAAUGUAUUAAAAAUAAAAUAUUUUAAUUAAAAACAAAUAAAUAAUAAACAGCCAAUGGAUACCCAGUAAUAAUUUGUUUUUGGUAGGAUAUGUUUAAUAGAACAAUAUGCAGUGCGGGGGUGGAAACAGAGAAAAAUCUGUAAAGGGGACACGUGACCUGCAAUAUGUUGGGGGUGUUGUGGUGAUUAUUUUUAGAAAUGCUUAUGGUAUUUAAAUUUUUUUUAAACAGCUUCUUUUGGAGUACUGUACUCCCCUCUUUCUUAUUUCUUUUUUUCUUCUCUUUUUUUUCCCUUUUUUUUGGGAGGAGGGGGCAGGGUGGGGCGUUGACCCGCAUUCUCUCUCUGGAUCUGCCCUGCAGUCCUAUGCAGAUUAUCUGAAAUAUGUUGAUCUCAGUUGCCGUAUCUUCAUCCCAAAUUUAGAAAAUGAAAAGAUCUACAAUGAACGACAUUUUUUGUGUAAUAAAAUGACAUCAUAUCUUGUAACUAUA